UAAUGGUUGAGAAUCAACUAUUUAUAAUGAUAUUGUAAAAGAGUUUGUGCACUAAGCAUUAUUCAUUAUAUAUCUAUCACUUUGCAAACCAUUCUCCUCUGGUUUUCUGCCUAAAUUGCAAUUGCUUACCUUCGGCCUUUUUAUUUCCUUCUAGCAACAAGAGACCAUGGCUGUCUUCCUGGGACAGGCACUUGCCACUUCAAUCAUUCAGGUGACACUUGAUAGACUGGCUUCUCCUGAAGUCAUAGCCUACAUCAAGGGAAGGAAACACACUGAUGAAUUGCUACAAAAGUUGAAGGUUUUGCUGUUAUCUGCUAAAUCAGUGCUCAUUGAUGCAGAGGAGAAGCAAUUUACAAACCCAGCUGUGAAAAAUUGGCUGGAUGAGCUUAAAGAUGCUGUUUAUGUUGCAGAUGACCUUCUGGAUGAGAUUGCCACUGAAGCCUUAUCCAAGUCAGAAGCUGAAUUUCAAACUUGCACCAGUAAGGUAUUGCACUUCGUCUCUACUUCUGUUAAUUCAUUUGAUAAAAAGAUACGGUCAAGGCUAGAAAAAGUUCUAGGUAUAUUACAAAUAGUCAUAGAACAAAAGAAUGUCCAUAAUCUGAAAGAGGUUGCCGGUGGAGUACCACUACCACCACGGCAAUUAACAACUUCUUGUCCUGAAGAAUAUGGUGUGUAUGGUAGAGAUAUUGAUAAGGAGGAGAUAUUUAAGAAGUUGCAAUUAAAUAAUGCAGAUGGUGAUGAGAUAUGUGUUGUUCCUAUAGUGGGCAUGGGUGGGGUUGGUAAAACAACCCUUGCUCGGCUUGUAUAUAAUGACAACCGAGUAAAGGAGAAUUUUGAUCUCAAAGCAUGGAUUUGUGUUUCAGACACAUUUGAUGGUUCUAUAAUAGCAAAAACUAUUCUUGAAGAGAUCACUUUGUCUAACUGUGACAUUCAUAGCUUGAAUUUGUUACAAAUUAGAAUAAGAGAGAGCUUAAAGGGAAAGAAGUUUCUCCUUGUUUUAGAUGAUGUUUGGAAUGAGGAAUAUAUUGCUUGGGAUAAGUUAGUUACAAUGCUUAGAUGUGGGGCAAAAGAGAUCAAAAUCAUUAUUACAACACGUAGUGAAAAUGUUGCAACAACUGUGCAGCCUAUUUCAAUUCAUCAUCUAAUGCAAUUGUCUGAUGAAGAAUGCUGGUUGUUAUUUGCAAAGCAUGCAUUUAAGAAUGUAGAAUUGAAUUCAGAUAAAGAACUAAUUGGUAGAAAAAUUGUUUGUAAGUGUAAAGGUUUGCCUUUAGCUGCAAAAGCACUUGGGGGUAUGUUGCAGUCUAAACAAGACCUAGGAGAGUGGAAUCAUAUUUUGGAGAGUGAUAUAUGGGAUCUACCAGAAGGUGAAAGUUCUAUCCUUCCAGCUCUAAGAUUGAGCUACAACUACCUCCCAUCACAUUUGAAACAAUGCUUUACUUAUUGCGCAAUCUUUCCAAAGGAUUAUGAAUUUUCAAAGGAGGAGUUAGUCUUGUUGUGGAUGGCAGAAGAUUUAUUGUUGAAACCCAAGGGAAAUGGAAGCAUGGAAGAAAUAGGUGAACAAUACUUUAAUGAGUUAAUAUCAAGGUCGUUUUUUCAACGAUCAAAUAAUGAUGAACCAUGUUUCAUAAUGCAUGACCUUUUUAAUGACUUAGCAAAAUUUAUAUCUAGAGAAUUUUGUUUUAGGUUGGAGAUUGAUAACUCAUAUGAAAUUACAAAAAAGAUGCGUCAUUUGUCAUAUUUUCGAACUGAAUUUGAUGUCCCUAAGAAAUUUGAGGUGUCUUAUGAAGCCAAGAAUUUGCGAACCUUCUUGGGACUAAAAUUGCCAUCUGCGUCAAAUUUUCAAUGUAAUAAUAUAUCAACAAUGGAGGUAAACAAUUUUUUGUGCAUAUUUAAGUGUUUACGAGCAUUAUCAUUGUCUCUCUAUGGAUAUUUAGCUGUGUUACCUGAUUCUAUUGGAAGUUUGAAACAUCUUCGCUAUUUGAAUCUUAAUGGCACCGAUAUCAAAGGCUUGCCUGAUUCUGUGUGUGGUUUGUAUAAUUUGCAAACCUUGUUAUUGAGGAAUUGUCGUUUCCUCCAAGAUUUGCCAACCAACUUGGGAAGACUGGUAAACUUACGUCACCUAGAUAUAAGAGGGACCCGUUUGAAAGGGAUGCCAAGACACAUGGGUAAAUUGAGAAGUCUUCAAAAUUUAAGUGAUUUUUAUGUGGGAAAAGGAGAACAUAGUGGGAGUAACAUUAAAGAGUUGGGAGAGCUUCCACAUCUUUCUGGAUCAUUGUGUGUAUCAGACUUGGAAAACGUUUGUCAAACAAGAGAUGCAAAGGAGGUUAAUUUGAAGAAUAAGAAGGGCUUGUCAGAGUUGGGGUUGAAAUGGGAAAGAGAUCAUGAGAACUAUGAUUCAGAACGUGAAAGAGAUGUGCUUGAGCAGUUGUGUCCUCAUACGAACUUGAAAUCUCUUUCUAUCAUAUCUUAUUAUGGUGCAGAAUAUCCAAGUUGGUUAGGAGCAUGUUCAUUCUCUAAUAUGGUGUCCCUAGAGCUUGACGAUUGUAGAUACUGUUCCUCCUUGCCUCCACUUGGGCAGCUACCUACCCUUGAAAAAUUAUCAUUUGAAAGGAUGCUAGAGUGGAAGGAAUGGUUUACAAAUGAAGGCGGAGUUUUCCCAAACCUCCGAGAGCUUCGCAUUAUCGAAUGUCCCAAGCUUACGGGAAAUCUGCCCAGUUUACUUCCUUCUUUAAGUGUAAUUGAAAUUAGAGAUUGUCCCCAGCUUGUUGCUUCACUUCCUAGUCCUUCGGCUCUCCAUGAAUUGGCCUUGACAAAUUGUGAUAUGGUGGUGUUGAAGGAAUUAUCACCUAAGCUACAAAGUCUUGGAAUUGGAGGAUGCCACGUGACUCUCCUUGAGGGUGGUCUACCCACUACUUUAAAAACACUUGAAAUCAAUGGAGUACUUCAGUUGCCUGGGGGCCAUUACUAUCCAUCAAUUGAGAGCUUGAAGGUAAAUAAAGGUCCUGGUUCACUUUGGUCUUUACCAUUAGAGUUUUUCCCAAAACUCAAAUCUAUCGAAAUUAGGGAUUCUGAUAAUCUUGAAUCUCUUUCGGCAUCAGAUAAAUCUCUCUUGGAUCUACCUUCUCUCACUAAUUUGACCAUCCAGUCCUGCCCUAAUUUUGUAUCUUUUCCCAGCGGGGGAUUGUGCGCCCCAAAUUUGACACAGAUUUCUAUUUCUCACUGUGAAAAGUUAAAGUCACUUGCUGAAGGUAUGCACACCCUCCUCCCAUCUCUUCUAUAUUUGAAGUUGAUGAAAUGUUCAGAACUUGAAUCAUUUCCUGAAGGGGGUUUGCCCUCCAAUUUACAAAUACUUGAAAUCAGUUGGUGCGAUAAACUCUUUCUCAGACGCAUGGAGUGGGGUUUACAGAGUCUUCACUCUCUCAGAGAAAUUAUUAUUAGCGAUCACGGCAGAGGAGUGGGUUCCUUUCCGGAGGAGGCGUUGUUGCCCCCUUCUCUUAUCUGCCUCAACAUUUCAUUUCCACAGCUGACAUCACUCAAUGGUAGGGGGUUUCAACACCUUACCUUGCUUAAACAGUUGGAGAUUUGGGUCUGCGAUGAAUUCCAGUCCUUACCAGAAGAGGGCUUUCCCGCCUCCCUUUCUAUUCUAGAUAUUUAUGAGUGUCCUUUGCUAAAAAAGCGGUAUCGGAGAAAGAAUGGAAAAGAAUGGCGCAAAAUUUCUCAUAUCCCCAUCAUAAGGAUUGACAAUGAAGUCAUCACAUAAGCUAUGAAUCCAGAAGUACCACUGCCCAGUGUCAUUUUCAGUUGUUUCGGCUUUUUUGAGAGAUGAUGAGAACAAAUUAAUGAGAAAUGGGGGUAAUGGGAGCUCAAUUGGGAAUGGGAAUGGAAAUGGUGGUGUGAUGGGGAGAGGGAAAGUGAGGGCUGAAUCAGUUAUUGAAGCAGCAACACUUGCUGCUAAUGGACAGCCAUUUGAGUUUGUUUACUAUCCUCGUGCCAGCACGCCAGAGUUUUGUGUGAAGGCUGCGAUGGUUAAAGCAGCAUUUCAGAUCCGGUGGUGUUCGGGAAUGAGGUUCAAGAUGGCUUUUGAAACCAAGGAUUCAUCACGGAUAAGUUGGUUCGUGGGAACCAUUUCUUCUUUUCAGGUUGCUGAUCCCAUUCACUGGCCUGAUUCACCUUGGAGGCUUCUACAGAUGGUUUGCUGAUAUGCUCUGGACCAUUGGUUACCCAAGAACAAUCAAUUUGCCUAUUUUCUCAUUCAGUUUGCUGAUAGGCAAUAUGGCAUGCUAUUUAAUCUCAGGUUCUUACAGGGGCAGUUCAAAGCUAGUGCUGCUUCAAUACCUGCUAAUAGCAGUUGAAACUCACUGCUCAUGUCUGGACAGGGACUUGCUUAGACUCUCUCUUUUUGAGUUUUGGGAAGUUUUGGUGAACGGGAAGAUGUGAAGUACUCUCCAAAGGACAGGUUGCUGCUUUGGGUUCUUUGUUCUCUUUCAAACUUAAGACAGCUCAAAAGGCUCAGCACAUGACCACUCUUGUAGAGACAAUGGUGGCAGAGGCAGAGGGAGAGAACUGAUCUAAGUCUGGGAAGGUGCUUUUACAUGACAAAUCAAGUCCGAUCAGCACACUCAUGUCAUUACCAGCAAUUAUUAAUAUGCUUUUUAAAGAUAGAGAUGCUCUGUGGUUCUUAGGUUUUCAGACACAAAAUGUGCAAAUGUUGAGGCCUCAGACAAUAGUAUACAAAACCAAGUAAACCUCCUGCAAUCCAAAACUUCCAGAUAGCAAAAUUACAUCCAAUGAGCUGCAAUGAUAUGUCCUGCUAGCAUGUUCUGUUUACUUCAUGUUUGGACUGUACAUACAGAGGUGUAAUGUUGUGAAAUGAAGAAUGAUGCCUCAUAGCUCCAAUUUCAGCUCCUCGAUUUGACUGAAAACAAAUCUUUUAUGAAUUUAUAGAUAUCAAUUGUGACCACAAAUUCAUGAUGCCUUUAGAACUUCCUCAUUUUUCAAAUAAUUUGGACCUGAAAUCCUUCAUGGUUUCACUGAACUAGCUCUUUUUCUAUCUUCUAUGAACUCUCUGAGAAUGUAGCUGGAAUCUGCUGAGAAGACAUGGAAGAGUUAUCGAAGUAAAAAGAUUGGUGCAAGAUUGCUCACAUCCUUGCAUACAUAUGGUAUGGAUGAUGAAGUAAUUACAUGAGCUAAAAUCACAAUGUGACCCACGCCCCUGUUUUAUAGUCAGGAUUGGCUGAGGAAUGGUGCAACAAUCACUUUCUGCCUUGAGCUCAAGUACAUGUUAACCGAAGAGAUGGGCUGCCUCACUGAGGAUUGAUGAGUAGUCUCCUUUGUUGAAGGAACAGUGUUGUGAUGAGAAGAGGGGAAAAGAAUGCCUAAGAAUGUUCACUCCCCCAUCAUAUUAAUCAAUGGUGAUCAUAUGAAACCGAAACUGUAGACAAAGUCCUCAUCACUUGUUCUCUUCAUUCACAUGCAGCAACAUAAUAUUACAGUUUGAAAUAACAUUUUAUUGAUCAGUCCUAGGAAGAGGCAUUAAUGUGGUCCAUUGCAGAAUAAGCUUGUUCGUUAUUUAGGGAUGAAACAAUGAUUGUGGCAGACAAAGUGUAGACAAGUAUUUAACUUGGCACCCGUACAGAUUGACACCCUUAACAAAAUAUAGUUUGGGUGGAACUUUUUAACUUGGCACCCUGGGAAUUUCAAACGAUUAAUAGUAUGUUCUGACUUUCAUUUUUCCCUACUACUGCAUUAAGCAUUUGCUUGACCAUAGAUAAUCCUUGGUUUUUUGGUGAAUUUUAUGGAUUUAUCAGCUCACUACCAGCAAUUUCUAUUCAAAUUUUAAAAUGUUCACAGGAUAUGCAUGAGGAGGUAGGGAUGGCUAUAUUUCUGGAAGCAAACUUCAGAUGAAUAUUAAGCACAUGGAUACAAGUUAUGCCUUGGAAUGAAAGAUAGUUCUAAAUCCGCUUUGAUUGUUAUUAUUUUCUUUACUUUUCUUUCUUAAUUUAUUUUCAAGUGGUGCUGCACUAUUCUACAUGUUUUUCAAACAACGAUAUGAUGUAAAUAGCCGAAUGAGAUUUCAGUUUGUGAUUUUGAAAAUUAUUACCUUGUUUUUAAAUUCCGGGGUGACUGCAACCAACCUACCCAACCUCCCUCCACACGGACCGCACCCAAUACUUCUUGUAAGUAUUUUAACCUCAUCUUCCCAUCAAUAUUUCUGCAAGUAGCUGCACCACCUCAUUCUUCUUUCAAUAUUUCUACACAGAAGUUUCCUAAGCGUCUGUAUUUGAUGAAGCUGCAGGUUGGCCCUGAGGGCUUGUGUUUACUUUGUUUUCCAGACAAGACUCCCCAUAGCAAUGGCAAGAAUGACCACAGGUGGUCCUCAUUUUUAGCAUUGAAAUGUGAUUAAAAGAACAAGUCCUUCAAGCCAAUCAAGACUUCUUGUUUGCUUAGUGAGAGAAGUGAGGUUAGGAAAUUCAGGAGAAAAAGUAUUGUUAAAGGAGUAUUAACAGUGGCAGCACUCCAAAGCCAACCGGAACUGUGGCCAGAUUCUGAUGCAAGACUCCUUAACAAAUUGGGGCUUUGGACAAUAAUCUUAUUAUUUGAUCUCAGCAGGACUCAUUAUCGACAUGGUAUGAUCCGAAUGCUCAAUGUGAAUACCAUAUGCAAGGAAGGGGACAUUGGACUUAUGAUUGCUAUUACCUUAAACAUAAGAUUCAGGACCUCAUCAACCAAGACCUCUGGAGUCCAUAUGUUAGUCUCAUCAGUCAUCUGGAAAGAGGGUUUGAAAAGUUGUUGCAAGACCACUUACACAUUAUCAGAGACAAUGACACGAUUGAUAUUGAGAGCUAUGGCCAGCUAACCCUAUCUCCAAUAGCUCCUGACAUUCACAAAACUGUAGGCUGGCGACAUCAAUUGAAUGUUACACAAUCGAAUAGGUCUGGUUUUGCAGACCCACUACGUGCAUGGAGUAUAUUGUUGUUGCACAACCAAGUUGUUUAUCAAAUACAGAAUUUCAUUUUACAGCCAGGGAGGGGAAAAUUGUAUAUUUCAUAUACCUAGUUUUAAAUCCAGUUUAUAUCACCAAAUGCAACAAUUUGACUGUGAUGGGCUUGCAAAGACUUUAUUUGACAUUUUGAAAUUGGUGGUGGACGUGAAGAUGUGAAGUCAUCUCCUGGGGAUAGAGAGCUAUUUUUGGUUUUUCGCUUCCACUCCAGAUGGCUCCAAAGGCUCAGCACUCUUGAUAUCGCUGCUGCCCUCACUAGUAGAAGCUUCCCAAUUCCCUUUUGUACGUCAAGAACUUUAUAUUGUCCUAUGCCGAUGCCAUGGUGCCUGAAAUAGUGAAAGAUGGAAAAUCUAGCUACUAGCACAAAAUUGCUCAAGUCUUGUUCCUUGAAGGAUCAAAGUCAAUCUUGAGACUCUCCCAUAUUAGUACCAGACUAAUAGGUUUUCCCCCCAACAAAAAGGUUUCAGACAAAAAUGUGGAACACAUUUGCGGUUUCUAACAACAGUAUACCAGGCAAUUGCUCCACAUGAUCCAAUUUACUCGCCUGGUUUGAUAUGGCUUCUUCCAAAAAUAUCCCUUGAUGCUAUCAUGUAUUCAGCUUAUUUCUAGAACUAAUUAAGUUUUAUAUGGUAUCUAUAUUGUGCUCAUCUAUGAUGAUUGGCAGUUGUCUUGUAAGUUAGCUUCAUAGGCUUCUUUUAGUUUUUAAUAAAGCAUUGGAAUGCCUAAUGUUUCCUUCGAAAUUAAUAAAAGUUCUAGAUUUAAAAAUACUAUUGAAGUCACUGUUAUAGAGAAGUGCCAAUUUGCUUAGUGAAUUGAAUUUCAAUA
Quercus robur (English oak) is the source of this 7825-nucleotide messenger RNA. RefSeq names its product putative disease resistance protein At3g14460. The record is from RefSeq and is a predicted model, not a curated record. The transcript has 14 exons. Gene Ontology annotation, molecular function: ADP binding. NCBI's taxonomy places the organism in Eukaryota, Viridiplantae, Streptophyta, Magnoliopsida, Fagales, Fagaceae. The coding region runs from base 167 to 3760 and encodes 1197 amino acids. Gene Ontology annotation, biological process: defense response to other organism.